Messenger RNA from Penicillium atrosanguineum, 1788 nucleotides. RefSeq names its product Zn(II)2Cys6 transcription factor. Gene Ontology annotation, molecular function: zinc ion binding; DNA-binding transcription factor activity, RNA polymerase II-specific. Gene Ontology annotation, biological process: regulation of DNA-templated transcription. Bases 1 to 1788 code for a protein of 595 amino acids. The record is from RefSeq and is a predicted model, not a curated record. Lineage: Eukaryota; Fungi; Ascomycota; Eurotiomycetes; Eurotiales; Aspergillaceae. The transcript is spliced from 3 exons.
AUGGUGUAUUGCGGCAAGCCGAGCAAAGGCUGCGGCCAGUGCAGGACAAGAAAGAUCCGAUGCGACCAGGCCCGCCCGGCAUGCUCACAAUGCGUGCGGGCUAAGCGGGACUGCCCCGGUUAUCGGGAUCAACUGUCCUUGAUGUUUCGAGAUGAGAGCAAAUCAGUGGUGCGGAAAGCGGAGGCGGGCUCCUCUAGUUCUUCCACCUCUUCUGCACCGUCCGCCUCUAGACAGAAACGGUCACCAGCGCGGACGCCUCGCACUGCUUCCCCAGACGGGAGUACUGCGUCCGAGCUUACCGUUUCGGUGGAUCCGGGCUUGGAUAGCUUGCAUGACUUGUUCGACUUCAACUCGGAUCCACAAUUCGAUAUGUACAUGCCCGAUCUAUGGCAGAUGCCUCUCGAAGUUCAGCCGACCGAUGAAGCCUCGCAAAUGGAGGCUGUCUGCUACUUCCUGCGGUCUAAUGCCAUCCCAGGCACGUUUUGGAUGAGCGAUUUUGUUACCAAGUUCUUGAUGCACCCUGGGGGUACGGUUAGUCAACAGGCCAUGCAGGCUAGUAUCAUUGCCGUUUCAUCGGCAAUGUUAUCUCGUGUCAGGAGAACAAACUCGCUUAAAGUUGUGGCGCGAAAGGAAUAUGUAUCGGCACUCAGUUUGCUAAACACUGCUCUUGCCGAUGCGGAGGAGGCCAAGACUAAUCAAGCACUGGGGGCCGUAGUGCUCCUCGCGAUAUAUGAAGUUGUCACUUCGAGAGCCCCGCAGGAUAUUGAUCUCUGGACUAACCAUAUAAAUGGAGCCACUGCUCUACUGGAUCUGCGGGGUACCGAUCAGCUUAAGACUGAAGCGGGUCUUCGCCUUUUCCUGCAUUUACGGUAUCAAAUUAUUAUAAGCUGCAUCCAAAGGGAUACUCGAGUACCCGAGUCAUUAUUGGAGUGCUCAAAGUUCGCCAUGUUCCUCCGACCUAGCGAGGCUCACAGCAACCGUUUGGUCAUGGUCAUUGGUAGAUUGUCCAACCUCCGUGCAGAGAUCCUUGCAAAGACUUUUAACCACGCGAGCGAGAUCAUCGCCGCCGCUUCAGCCAUCGAAGCCGAUCUCAUUGCCUGGCUCGCAGCACUGCCACCCGACUUCAACUAUGAGAAUCUCACGAAACCACCAUUUGACUUCCUAUUUCAAGAACGAUGUCGCGGGAUUGCGCUGUACGACAACCAAUACCAUGUCUAUCCAACCCUCUGGGUCUGCAGCACGUGGAACCAAUAUCGUUGCGCGCGAAUCAUUGUCAGUGAGAUCAUCCUGUCCCACAUCAGGCAGAUUUCCGACUCGUCGUCCCUGAGGUCCCUGUCAGAUGAAUUUAAGACUCAAUGCAAUACUCUCCGAUCGACCAUUCGGCGCCUGGCAGUUGACAUUUGCCGCAGUGUGCCUUUCCAUCUGGGCGCACAUUUGAAAUACGCCUCACCCAACUUUCCACCCCCAGAGAGCUACAUUGGGGGGCUUAUGCUCCUGUGGCCCCUGUUCCUGGCCGGCGUGGUCGAAAACCCGAGCCAUAGCCUACGUCGGUGGGUGGUGUCUUGCUUGAGGAUGAUUGGAAAUACUAUGGGUCUAGACCAGGCUCUCGCACUUAUGGACAUUGUUGCAUCCGACCCGGGCAUUCUUCAUCAGGUACUUGAAGAAGACGAAAUUGUUGUCACUGGAGAGUCAUCGUCUUCCCUUAUCUCUUCUGUACCAAAGAAGACGCCCGUUUCACUGAUCAACCUUCCCUAUUCAACCAUUCCUGCUUCGGAAGGAGAGCCCUGA